AUGCCCAAAACUCAGCCGCAAAAGAAAUAUGUCAAAAAACUGAAUAAUGACCCAAUAGAAGUUUCAAAAGUUAUAAAUACAGGGUCUUCAUCGAAAUUGAAAAAGAAAAUAAGAGACAUUGAAAGACUACUUAAAAAGGCCGAAGAACCAAAUUCCAAACUACCUGCAAAUAAAAAAGUGGAAUAUUCAAGAGCGUUAAAAGGUUUAAAAAUUGAACUAGAACAAUCUCAACUCAACCUAAAACAAAAGACCAAUGCAACUAAAUAUCAUAUGGUGAGAUUUUUUGAGCGAAAGAAAGCCAUUAGAAAACUCAAGCAAAUACGAAAGACAUUUGAAGAAGUACAGAAGACGGAGGUAAAAAAGGAUAUAAAAAAAGUAAGGAAACAAUUACGACAUGGAGAAAUUGACCUUUUAUAUGUUGUUUUAUUUCCAAAAUCUGAAAAGUAUAUUUCGUUGUAUCCGAGUUCAAAUGAUGAAGAUUUGAAUGAUCCAAAUGUAAAAGCUGGAUUAAGAAAGACGGAUGCAAGAAGGACGGAAUUCAAGAAACAAGUGGAAAAUUUGUUGAAGGAAAAUAAAUUGACUUUUACCAUCGAUGACAUAUUACAAGGAAAACAAAUCAAGACUCUCGAAAUUGAACAUAAACCAACCAAAGAAAUUGACGCACCGGAAACUAAAGUUGAAAGUAAAGAAGAAGAAGAAGACGAUUUUUUUGAAUAG
Messenger RNA from Lodderomyces pseudojiufengensis, 717 nucleotides. RefSeq lists its product as uncharacterized. The transcript has a single exon. Gene Ontology annotation, biological process: maturation of SSU-rRNA from tricistronic rRNA transcript (SSU-rRNA, 5.8S rRNA, LSU-rRNA). The record is from RefSeq and is a predicted model, not a curated record. NCBI's taxonomy places the organism in Eukaryota, Fungi, Ascomycota, Pichiomycetes, Serinales, Debaryomycetaceae. Gene Ontology annotation, cellular component: nucleolus; preribosome, small subunit precursor. Bases 1 to 717 code for a protein of 238 amino acids.